Athalia rosae (coleseed sawfly) is the source of this 3011-nucleotide messenger RNA. RefSeq names its product ribosomal protein S6 kinase 2 beta (gene S6kII). The coding region runs from base 201 to 2528 and encodes 775 amino acids. The transcript is spliced from 14 exons. Gene Ontology annotation, molecular function: magnesium ion binding; ribosomal protein S6 kinase activity; ATP binding. The record is from RefSeq and is a predicted model, not a curated record. NCBI's taxonomy places the organism in Eukaryota, Metazoa, Arthropoda, Insecta, Hymenoptera, Athaliidae. Gene Ontology annotation, biological process: protein phosphorylation; intracellular signal transduction.
UCACAUGACAUGGAUCUGACACCGAGUAUGGCGGAUUCGAGUGUAGAGGGCGGGUGUUCUGUGCCGAGACGUCGGCUCGGUUCCACGAUCGCUCUCAAAGUUUUCGGUUAUAACCAAAGAGAAUUGGGUGCGAGAUGUGUGACAGUGUCAAGGAAAGGUUUUGCCCACGAUUCACAGCCCAGUGACACCCUUCGGCUAUAAUGCCACUCGCUACACUCACUGCGCCCUGGAGCGAACUCCAGGCACCCGAAAAGCAACGCUCUGAGAUAUUACCAGAAAUUGACGGAAGUAUGAAUGUGCCAGGCGAAGCGCGUGGAUCACGUUCCAACAGUUGUGCCGAUACCCACGAGAUUGAACUGAAGGAAUUGUCUAGGGAUGGGUAUGACAAGGCGUAUCCUGCACAAUUUGAACUACUCAAGGUCCUGGGUCAAGGAUCAUUCGGCAAAGUAUUUCUGGUGCGAAAAAUUGUUGGCAAAGAUGGUGGACAUCUCUACGCCAUGAAGGUUUUGAGAAAGGCUACGCUCAAAGUACGAGACAGGGUGAGGACAAAAAUGGAACGUAAUAUACUCGUAGACGUCGAACACCCGUUCAUAGUAAGGUUGCAUUAUGCUUUUCAAACAGAGGGUAAACUAUACCUCAUUCUGGAUUUUUUACGUGGAGGCGACUUAUUCACCAGACUGUCCAAGGAGGUCAUGUUCACGGAGGACGAUGUCAAGUUCUACUUGGCCGAACUCGCUCUCGCCCUAGGCCAUAUUCACAGUCUCGGCAUCAUCUACAGGGACCUUAAGCCGGAAAACAUACUACUCGACGCAGAUGGCCACAUUUCGUUGACCGACUUUGGAUUGAGCAAGCAACCCCUAGACGAUACAAAAACCUACUCUUUCUGCGGCACCGUAGAAUACAUGGCUCCGGAGGUCGUGAACCGCAAGGGACACUCAUUCGCCGCUGACUGGUGGAGCUUUGGUGUUCUAAUGUUCGAAAUGCUUACGGGCGCUCUGCCAUUCCAAGGAGCGAAUCGCAAGGAAACGAUGACACAGAUCCUGAAGGCAAAAUUAGGAAUGCCGAACGGAAUAUCAACCGAGGCCCAAGCCCUACUUCGGGUUCUGUUCAAGAGAAAUCCGGCGAACAGACUGGGAUCCGGUGGCGUGGACGAGAUAAAAAGCCAUACGUUUUUCACCUCGAUUGAAUGGGAGGCUUUGUUUUUGAAGAAAGUGAAACCACCGUUCAAGCCCACCGUACGAAGAGAGGACGAAGCCUUUUACUUCGACAGCGAGUUUACCUGUAAAACCCCGAAAGAUUCCCCCGGGGUGCCACCAAGUGCCAACGCUCACGAAUUAUUUCGAGGGUUUAGCUUCAUCGCUCCUUGUCUCCUAGACGAACGUACGAAAACGCCGAGUGGAAUGCCGCCAACUGCCACGACGUCGUCGAUAGCGCCGCAAGUAUCGGCUACCCAUACGACCGCGCCGACAUCGAAUGUCGUUGGCGGAGAGUUGCAGUCCAACGCGGUAUCUAGAUAUACGAAUCGUAGCACAAUAACCGACGAGUAUGACCUCAAGGAGGCAAUCGGCAAAGGUAGUUACAGCGUUGUCUAUCGCGCCGUACACAAGUGCACGAGGACGGAAUACGCCGUAAAGGUGAUCGAUAAAUCGAAGAGGGAUCCGUCCGAGGAAAUUGAAAUACUGCUGCGGUACGGGAGGCAUCCACACAUAGUUUCGUUGCGCUCGGUACACGAGAACGAGGGACGGGUUUACCUCGUUCUCGAUUUGCUCCGUGGCGGUGAGCUCCUCGAUCGUAUCCUGGAGCGGCGAAAUCUAACCGAAAGAGAGGCUGCCGAGGUAACGCACACGAUCGCCGGCGUUGUACAGUAUCUCCACGAGAACGGGGUUGUUCAUCGGGACUUGAAACCGUCCAACAUAUUGUACGCGAAGGAAGGGAGCGAUCCCACCACUCUCUGCAUUUGUGAUUUGGGUUUCGCUAAGCAACUACGUGCCGAGAACGGUCUGCUAAUGACUCCGUGCUACACUGCGAAUUUCGUAGCACCAGAAGUAUUAAAAAGACAGGGUUACGACGCCGCCUGCGACAUAUGGUCACUCGGGGUCCUGCUCUACAUCAUGCUCUCCGGGUGUAUUCCAUUCGCCAACAGCCCAGGGGACAGCGCGAAAGAGAUUCUGGAUCGGAUUGGGCCGGGUCUCGUGGACGUCGAGAGCGGGGCGUGGACCGUGGUAUCCAAAGAGGCCAAGGAGUUGGUCAGAAGAAUGCUCCACUUAGACCCUGCUAAGCGUCCCACCGCGUCCGCUAUUCUACAGUACCCUUGGAUAGCUAACCGUCAUCGUCUGCCCCACAAAUUCCUGCCCCCCGUCACCAGGGAUCUUCGUAGCCUCAAGACUGCCGUUGCGGCGACUUAUAAGGCCAUAUCCAGUAGCCCUCGAUCCCCGCAUAUCGGUCCGAUUGUUCUUUCCGAGCUAGCCCGACGAAGGACCCAGGCCAAGCCGGCGACUGCGACCGGUCUCGUCGGUACCUCCGAAUAAUUAUAAUAGCUAAUAGGUACGAUCGAGGAUCGGCCAAUGACGAGAGAUGGUUUACAACCGACUACAGAGCUCCGCAGGGGUAUGGAGACAAUGACAUCGGCUGCGAACGAAAACUCGAACAGGAGAAUAAAAUGAAGAAGCAACAAAACGAGACGAAGAGUAAUGAAAUGGAGUGGAAAAUAACGACGAUAAUUAAUUAGCUGUAUACAAACAAACUCCGCUUCGUCGUAUGAAUUAUAUUCUAACAAUUGAAAAUUGCCGAUGACGUCUCGUCAUUUCUUGACUUUAUGCGACAUUGGAUUUCAGGAAGACAAAUGCGCGAUAUUUGAUAUAACUAUACGUAAUAUGUAUACAUUAAUAUUACAACACAUGCCGUUUGCGACGGUGAAAACAGUUUUGUACAAGUAUGAUGAUAAAGUUUGUCAUCCAUUGAUAUACAUACACAAGUGUCUCGAUAAUAAAAGUAAACCGGUUUUACCUAUA